This is a messenger RNA of Marmota monax (woodchuck), 1011 nucleotides long. Its product is annotated as Y-box-binding protein 3-like. Gene Ontology annotation, cellular component: nucleus. Gene Ontology annotation, molecular function: nucleic acid binding. NCBI's taxonomy places the organism in Eukaryota, Metazoa, Chordata, Mammalia, Rodentia, Sciuridae. Gene Ontology annotation, biological process: regulation of gene expression. The transcript is spliced from 2 exons. The record is from RefSeq and is a predicted model, not a curated record. The coding region runs from base 1 to 1011 and encodes 336 amino acids.
AUGAAUGAAGCUGGAGAGGGCACCUCCACAGAGAUGGCCGCUUCAAUCUCUCCCCAAGCCACACAGAAACAACUCAUAUCACUGGGAAGCAGAGAUCCUCCAGGGGCCCUAGUCACCGGCACCCUCAGCGGGGACCCGAUCACUAAGGCCGCUGUGGCAGGGGGCACCAAGGGAAAGGCUCCCAAGAAAGUCGUCGCCAAGAGGGUGCGAGGCUCAGUCAAGCGGUUUAAUGUGAAGAAUGGGUAUGGCUUCAUCAGCAGGCAUGGUACUCAGGAAGAUGUGUUUGUUCACCAAACUGCCAUCACCCGGAACAAUCCUCACAAGUAUCAACGCAGCGUGGGCGAUGGAGAGACGGUUGAGUUCGAUGUAGUGCAAGGUGAGCAGGGCACCAAGGCGGCUAACGUUACUGGACCCGCGGGCGCUCCAGUGGAGGGCAGCCGCUAUGCAGCUAACCGUCCCCGCUUCCGCCCAGGCUGCUACAUUAAUCACCGGGAGCCACCACCGGGAAGAUCCCGGGAUGCCAAGGACCAUCUGGAUGAAGGCGAGGACAGCUGCGCGGGCUUCACCGCAUGCUUCACAGUAGCCCAGGCCCCGCGGCGCUAUCUUCCCAGUCGACCUCAAGAUCAAUCAUUGUGGCGUUUCCCGCCCUUCCGCAGGCCGCAGCUACUUGCUGAGUCGACCCAGGGGCAGAGGAAUGCCUCAGGGGCCAGGAACCUCACGGUCAUCUCUGAGGACCUGGAGGCAGAAAAUAAGGAAAGCAGGCACAAAACAGGUGGCCCUCAGCAGAGGCCACCACCACGCUAUGGAUCCCGGCGUCCCAACAACCCGAUCCGUCAUCCCCAGAAGGCACAUGGCACUGAGGGCCAAGACCUUCAGGAGAAAGAGGGUAAGAACCCUGGGAUGGGCCCAGCUGAAACUCCUGUUUGUGCUAUUGUGGAUAAGAAGAGCAGCCUUGCUGAGAAGGAGGACCCUGACGUCCCAGAUGCCUCCUCUGCAGCCCAGGCCGAGUAG